Messenger RNA from Corythoichthys intestinalis (scribbled pipefish), 1274 nucleotides. RefSeq names its product zinc-binding protein A33. The record is from RefSeq and is a predicted model, not a curated record. The transcript has 6 exons. Gene Ontology annotation, biological process: protein ubiquitination. Bases 1 to 1083 code for a protein of 360 amino acids. Gene Ontology annotation, molecular function: ubiquitin protein ligase activity; protein binding. Gene Ontology annotation, cellular component: cytoplasm. NCBI's taxonomy places the organism in Eukaryota, Metazoa, Chordata, Actinopteri, Syngnathiformes, Syngnathidae.
AUGUAUGGAAAUUACACAAAUAACAUCUGCAACAGAGGCCUGCUCUCUGAAUACAAGGACAAGCUGAUCCAGGCUAUUAAAAGAAUCCAGCAUGAAGCGGACGACUGCAGGGAGGCAGAGAACGAGACAUACGUUGAGUCGGUGAAACUUGAGAGCCAGUUUGACAGCCUGGAACGAGAGAUCCGAGCUGAGUUCGGGAAUCUUCAUCGAUACCUGGACGAGGAAGAACGCAAAUACCUGGAGCGACUGAAGACUGAGCAAGGGAAAGCGCUGAAAAGACUGAAAGAGAGAGAGAAUGCCAUCUACCAGCAACGCAAGGACCUGGAGGGAGCAAUAGCUGUGCUCAAUGCCAAACUGAGCGAAGAGGAGAGCGCCAAUAUGCUCAAAGACAUACAAGAUCUUAUCAAAAGAUCUCAGGUAAGAUUCAUUCCCCCUGCAGAGCUUGACCGCGAGUUGCACUCAAGCUACUUUGUGGGUCCCAUCCAGUACAGAAUAUGGAAGCACAUGAAAAGCAGCCUGUACCCAAAUAUAACACAGGUCGUGUUCGACAAAGACACAGCCCACCAUCUCCUGUCCAUGUCCUCGUCCUGCACCUCAGUGUGGUUUGACGACACUAAAGAGGCGCCAGAAUGCUGCCGAGAUAACCCCAAACGCUUCCACUACUACUACUGCGUGCUGGGCCGUGAGGGCUUCAGUGUGGGGCGACACUACUGGGAGGUGGAAGUGGGCAACAAGACCGCGUGGAGGCUGGGUGUGGCGCGGGCUGACAUGCCCAGAGGGGAGAUGGCAGCCACGGGCACAUCAAGUGGUCUUUGGACUUUGGCCCUUAAGAACGGAGACAUCUUGGCAUGCACUGAUCCCACACCUGCCAAGGUCAAUGUGCCGCUAAGCCUGAGUCGUGUUGGCGUGUUUUUGGACUGUGAAAGAGAAGAGGUGUCUUUCUAUAAUGCUGAGAAUAUGUCACCUGUCUACACCUUUGCCACAGGAACACUUUUAGUCCCUGUACAUCCCUUCUUUAACCCCUGUGAUACAGAUGAUGGCAGAAACACAGCUCCCAUUCGCAUCUUUAGCCCCUCGCUAUGACCGAGGGCUUUGUUCAUUCCUGUAAAACGCAUUAGAGCUAAAGUACUUUCAAAAAAACAUUUGGGGUGACAUUUUCCUGAAGAAUUUACGAAUAAACGGAAGUCACAAUGUUUCAUUUCAAGGAUUGCGUCCUAAAAAAUAGCAUAAUAACGACAACUACAAUUCUCAUUUUAAUUUUUUUUUCUAACCAA